This is a messenger RNA of Bactrocera dorsalis (oriental fruit fly), 2344 nucleotides long. It is a transcript of the gene Fntb, whose product is annotated as protein farnesyltransferase subunit beta. The transcript is spliced from 7 exons. Gene Ontology annotation, molecular function: protein farnesyltransferase activity. Gene Ontology annotation, cellular component: protein farnesyltransferase complex. The coding region runs from base 559 to 1944 and encodes 461 amino acids. The record is from RefSeq and is a predicted model, not a curated record. Gene Ontology annotation, biological process: protein farnesylation. NCBI's taxonomy places the organism in Eukaryota, Metazoa, Arthropoda, Insecta, Diptera, Tephritidae.
UAAAGAAAUGCUCGAACGUUGCGUAGUGAAAAUUAGAGUAAAUAGAUAGAAAUUUUAAGUAAAGAUUAUUAAAUUUAGUUUUUAAAAUAGUUUUUGGAAUAUUUAUCGGCAAUACUCAUGUAUGUAUUUACAUUGGACAAUUGGUUUUCAAUUUAUACUAUAAUACAAUUUAUUUGUCAACGAUUAACGAACAACAACAAGAAUGAACACCAACAGCAAUCAUAAAUUUGUUUAAAUGUUCCACUUUAAUAAACAUGUAUUUUUGUAAUUAUUGUUACAACUCCCAUAACUUUUAAUUACCAUUCAACGUAAGUAGAUAUUUUAAUGCUUUAACGAACGACACACAACUAAAGCGGAGCAAACGGAGCGAGAAAUAAUAAAUUUAUAGCAUGGGAAUUUGUUGACAAAACGAAAAGCAAUACUGUGGGGAAACAAUUUUAAUUAUGGGAAACCGUUAAGUGGUACUGACAAAUGUGUCAAUUAAUACAAAAGGUUUAGUUGUUUUUGAGUUAACGAAUUUCCGCUUAAAAUAACACAACAAAAUUAUUAUACACUAAUAUGGAUUCAGAAUUAACAUUUAGAGAUUAUGCAUUACUCAAAAACUUAAAAUUUAACGAUGAACGAGUAUCAACUGUAACAUCUCGUGAACAGCAAAAGACCGAGAAUUCCAUAGAAAAAUGUUUCAGUCGCUUUCAACAAAUGCAAUACCUGGAUCCAAAAGUAAAGAAAAUUCAUCGAGAAGAUCACCAACGCUAUCUGGAGUCAAUGCUACGUAGGCUUCCCUUACACUAUGAAUGCCUUGACAGUAGUAGACCAUGGAAUGUUUAUUGGAUAUUGCAAGCUGCUCAUUUAUUAAAUUUCACCUUUGACGAUGAAACACUGGAGCAUGUGGUUGAAUUUCUCAUCAAAUGUCGUCAUCCAAAUGGAGGAUUUGCAGGUGGUCCCGGUCAGUACCCACAUUUAGCUCCAACAUACGCCGCUGUGAAUAGUCUUUGCUUAAUUGGCACUUCGAAUGCGUAUCGUGCAAUCGAUCGUGAAUCUUUGAUGCAGUUUUUAUUCUCUGUGCGUGAACCAGAUGGCUCCUUUAGGCUACAUGUUGAUGGCGAGACGGAUGUUAGAGGUGCUUAUUGCGCUAUCUCAUGUGCCAAACUGACGAAUAUGCCUGAGGAAGUUAUCAAAAAAUUGUUUGAUAAAACAGGCGAUUGGAUUGCCCGAUGUCAGACAUAUGAAGGCGGUUUUGGUGGUGCCCCGGACUUGGAGGCACAUGGAGGUUACACAUUUUGUGGCAUUGCAGCUUUGGCAUUGCUCGACGAAGGUCACAAAUGCGAUAUUGAACAACUCCUGAAAUGGAAUCUGCAACGUCAAAUGCCUUUUGAAGGCGGAUUUCAAGGUCGAACAAAUAAGCUAGUAGAUGGUUGCUAUUCAUUCUGGGUUGGUGCCACAAUACCAAUAACUCAAGCCUUUAUAUCCCAAAAAAGUGGAUCGAUGAAGAAGUCACUCUUCGACACAAGUGCAUUACAAGAAUAUAUUUUAGUUUGUUGCCAGAAAGCAAAUGGUGGCUUGAUUGACAAACCGGGCAAGCCUCAAGAUCUCUAUCAUACCUGCUAUACGUUAAGUGGCGUUUCAAUUGCCCAACACUCUGAAUCGUCGUUGAACCCACAAGUGCUAGGCGAUCCGGCGAAUGAACUUUUACCAACACAUCCGCUGUUUAAUGUUCCCCCCAGGGCUGUCGCCAGAUCAUUAGCCCACUUUGAGCUACUCAAUGACAAUUUUAAAGAUUUUCGGAAUCCCUCAAGUUGUCAGCUUGAUACAGGUGGAAAUCAAUACAAAAAUGAUUGUGAAAAAUCAUCGAUUGAAAGCUACAUGGAAGUAGAGGGAGUUGUAAGUGCUACUGAAGAAGAAGAAGCUCAAAUAUCCUCUGUUAGCUCGUCAAUAUCGAACUGAUGAAAUAUAUAUAAUAUUAUUUUGUAUAUUUAAUAGGAGCGUAAAAACAAAAUUUGUUGAAAGUGCAAAUACAAUUUUACCAAAUCAUAAAAUUAGAAUGUAAAAUUAUUUUGUGUCCGAAAAGUUAUAUAUUAUGUAUGUACAUAUGUUUCCUAAAAUUGAGUACCAUAAAGGAUAUUUCCACAAAAAAUUAAAUUGUAAUGUAUACGAGUACAUACACUAUCUUAAAAAUAACGGGGACAAUCCCACAUUAGUUACACUUACCCUCGGUCUCAGUACGAAAGUGGUCCCAAAAUUAUGACUAAAAUAUGUACAUACAUAUGUAUGUAUUCCAGUGCUUUGUAUGAACGAUAUUUUUUCUAUUGUCUUUAAAUAAAUGUCAAGUAUCUUUAAAAGAAAA